Molecule: messenger RNA, 4385 nt
Organism: Daucus carota subsp. sativus
Lineage: Eukaryota; Viridiplantae; Streptophyta; Magnoliopsida; Apiales; Apiaceae
Product: FIP1[V]-like protein
Exons: 9
Coding region: 212-4153 (1313 amino acids)
Biological process (GO): mRNA processing
Source: RefSeq, a predicted model, not a curated record
CAGUGGAUGAGAAUUUUGACUAACGGUAGCUGCUCUGAAUAUUAAUGGCAUCAGCAAAUUGUCAUCCAAACCCUAGUUCCUCAAUUACAUUGCUGUAACUCUGUAACAACUAUCCCAUAUCUCACACACAUACACACACUGCGUAAUUUAUAUUAUCAUAAACAUACAAACACACAUAUUAUACACCUCAAAAACCCUAAUUUAUCAAGCCAUGGAAGACGACGACGAGUUCGGCGAUUUGUACACCGAUGUUCUUACACCGUUCGCUAAUUCAUCGUCUCUUCCGAUCCAGAACAACGUCGCGAUUGAUAACGAUCGUAAAGAGAUCGUCGCCGAAGCUCCGAGCUCGAAAAGAUUGGAUCUUGAAAGUUCGGAUCCGACCCGGAUUCAAUUGGAUGAAUCGAAGUGGAGAGAUAGGGUUUUGGACGGGGAAAGCGAGGAAAGGAAGUUUGAGGAUCCGAAUUUGAUUGAUGAAUCGCAGAUUAAUGUUGGCGAGGGUGAUGAUGGUGAUGGGGAGGACGGCAGGGGUGUGGGGAUCCCGGGUUUGUCGAUUCUGGGGGGUUCGGAGAAUCCGGUUAACGGGAAAGAUGAGGACUUUAUGGAAGGGGAGGAUGAUUGGGAUAGUGAUAGUGAUGAUGGUUUGCAAAUUGUGUUGAAUGAUAAUAAUGAUGAGAUGGAUUUGGGUGGGAUGGGGGGAGUUGAAGGGGAUGAUGCGGAGGAGGAUAAUUUGGUAAUUGUUGGCGACGGGGAUGGGAAUCAGAUUGAGGAGCAAGAUUGGGGGGAAGAUGGUGGUGCAAUUCAAGGUGGGGAGGGUGAGAGGAAAGAAGCCGGGGAUGGGGAGAGGAAAGUGAACGGAGUUGUGCAGCCCCCAAAGACGGGGUAUGGGUAUCAUAAUCAGUUCCAUUCCCAGUUCAAGUAUGUGAGACCUGGUGCACCCCCAAUUCCUGGUGCCGCUCCUUUAGCCCCUGGUGUCUCCCCAGGUCAAACUCGUCCCCCUCUCAGCAUGGGACCUACCCCUGGUCGUGGCAGAGGUGACUGGCGUCCAGCAGGAUUAAAAAAUGCCCCCCCUAUGCAAAAAGGUUUUCACGCGGGUUAUGGUGCGCCGGUUUGGGCGAACAAUACUCCAGGACAUGGUUUCGGCAGAGGAUUGGAUUUCACACUUCCAUCUCACAAGACUAUAUUUGAAGUUGACAUAGAUAGUUUCGAGGAAAAGCCAUGGGCACUCGCUGGUGUUGAUAUAUCAGAUUAUUUCAACUUCGGUCUAAAUGAGGAUUCCUGGAAAAAUUAUUGUAAACAGCUGGAACAACUCCGCUUGGAGGCAACUAUGCAAAGCAAGAUUCGUGUCUAUGAAAGUGGCAGGACGGACCAGGAUUAUGAUCCAGAUAUGCCCCCCGAGCUGGCAGCAGCUGCAGGGAUUCAUGAUAUUCCAGCUGAUAACACGAAUCCUGAAAAAUCAGAGGUUGGACAGAGUGAUAUAUCUAUGGCAUCGCUGCGUGCAAGACCACAAUUUCCACCUGGGCGACCGAUUCAAGUGGAAACUGGAUAUGGUGAAAGGCUCCCAUCCAUUGAUACUCGUCCUCCAAGAAUGCGCGAUGCAGAUGCUAUUAUUGAGAUUGCCUUGCAGGAUUCUGCAGAUGAUGAUUCUGUCAACGGGAAUGACAUCGCAAAGCUGCCAGAGGACUCAUCAAGAGAGGAGCUAGGAGUAGGCCGUGAUGUAGAAGAGAACAAUUCACAGGAAGACACUGCAGUUUUUGAUAGUGCACCACAAUCUUACAAGGACCGGAAAAGAGAGCUUGCAGGAAGAAAAGCUCCGUUAAAUAAAGCUGUUCGCGGUAAAGCAACAGGAGAUGAAAAGCCGCCUAUUAUGCUGGAAGCUCCUGUGCAGAAACCUUCUAGUUCUAGGGAGAAGACCCCCAUAUACCCUAGAUCACAUCGGGAUGAGAGGCAUAGAAAAGGAAGAGCAAGUGAGAGAUCCCCUAGUAAAACCCGUAGUGGGAGUACAACUGAGAAACCGCGUCAUGGCAUUCGAAAGGAUGAAUCGGCAGAAAGCAUUGAUGGUAAAAGCGGGAGCAGUCCUCAUUUGUCAUCUUCUCAUAACGGUGGGGUUCCUGAGGAUCAAUAUUUUGAACAAAAUGAUGCUACCCCUGAUGAGCAGCUGGAUGGAAGAUUUGAAAUGGAUAGGGUGGAUAGUGAUCUGAAUAUGACCGAUACCCAUAAAGAUGAAACUUCAUCUCAGUCCAUAAAGAAGCAAAAACUUAAUUCACGAGUUGAGCAACUGCCCUUGGAAGAAGUUGAUGACCGCGAGGAGUCUAAGGCUGCAAGAAGUAGUGAAAAUAGCAAAGCAAUAUCAGGAAACAGCAGGGACUACCAGAAUUUGCCAGAUGGCACUGAAGAUGAAGUUGUCCAACAUGGGAUGUCUGCACGGAUGGGAACUAAGAGAACAAAUGAGGAUGAGCAUCGUGCCCGAAGUAAAGUCCACAAAGAGAGAUCGGAAGUAGAUAGACACCACAUGGCAUUUAAAGGUAGGGAGGCUCCUUAUUCUCGUAAAAACUGGGAAUCAAAUGCAACCCAUCAUUCACACUUGAAGGCAGAUGUUGAUCGACGGAAGGAUAGUGAAAAUUCUGAUGGAGCCUGGCAGCGCAAAGACGAUGAGUCACAUGUCAGAAGGGCUAGAAUGGAGGACACAAGGAUGAGGGAUCGCAGUGAUGAUAUGGGACCGAGACACCGGAGUAAGGUGAGAGAGGUUGAUCGGAACGAUAUAGAUCAAUAUCAACUUAGGAAACAAUUGGAUAAUGGGAGUUGGAGGGGUUAUGACAAAGAUAUGGGGUCACGAGACAGAGACAGGGAUGAUAAUGUAAAAACUCGAAUUGAUAACUUCGACAGUAAACGAAGGAAAGAAGAUAUCCACUCUAAGAGGGACCGUGGGGAAAAGGAAGAACUCUUGCACGCCCAUAGGGAAAAUACUAGUCGUCGGAAAAGAGAAAGGGAUGACAUCAUGGAGCAGAGAAAGAAAGAUGAGAUAGCAAGAGUCAGAAAUGAUGACCAGCAAUCUCUCAGACACAAAGAUGAUAUCUGGUUCCCCAGGGAGAGAAUAGAUAGGCCAAGGGAGCGGGAGGACUGGCAAAGGCUUAAGCAAUCUCAUGAAGAAAUUCAUUCCAAAAGAGAGAGGGAAGAUGUGCGUGGAGUCAAAAGUGUACGGACUGUUGAAGAGAAAUCGUGGUCUAGCCAUUCUAGAGCGAAGGACGAACUUAAAGGUUCUGACAGAGAUUACCAUCUGAAAGAUCCAGGACGCCACGUUGAGCAACUUAAGAGGAGGGAUAGAGUGGAAACUGACAGCCUUCCACGUCAUAGGGGGAGUGAGGAUAUCUAUUCACGGGCAAGUCAACCCAAUAAUGAUGAGAGAAGAUCAAGGCAGGAAAGACCAAGUGCUCGUAAUGAUCGUGCUAUUAAUGCUUCUGAUCAUCAAAAAAUGCCCGAGAAGAAACAUAAAGAGUACCCUAGGAAGAGCAAAGAGUCUGUGGGAGAUCUCAACUCUACGGUACCAUCUAGGAGGAACCAAGAACACAACAGUCAGAUAAGCGAGCGGGCGAGAUUGAGAGGCAUGAUUGAUCAAGGAGGUGGUGAUCAGGGGAUCCCUGUGCCUCGUCAAUCCUCCAAAAGACGCAAGGAAGAUGCUUCUUCAGAUGAUGAACAGCAUGACUCAGCGAGAGGACGUUCGAAGUUGGAAAGAUGGACUAGCCACAAGGAAAGGGAUUUUGAUGCUGGUACUCAAUUAUCCUCCUUAAACGUAAAAGAGAAUGAUGAUCAUAAUGCUGGAACUUUGGCGGCUAAUACAGUAUCAGAUGUAUCUACGAAGACAGUGGAAGCGGGUCAGAAUUCACAUACCUUGGCUAAUGAAACAGAUGCUGGUGAUCAAGUGAACAUAAAGAAGGGUGGUGAAGUGAAACCAAAGGAAGAUAAACACUUGGAUACUGUAGCCAAGCUGAGGAAGCGUAGUGAGCGCUUCAAGCUUCCGAUGCCAAGUGAAAAAGAACCUGUAGCUGUAAAAAAGAUGGACAACGAACAGCUGCCGCCGGUCCAAACUGAAAGCCGCACAGAUUCAGAGAUCAAACAUGAGCGGCCUCCGAGGAAGCGCAGAUGGACUGGCAACUAGCUAAUGUGUACCUGUUCUUUUGAAGUAUAAUUUACAGGGUGUAGGGGAUUCACUAUUUACUAAUGCAAAUUUGACAGGUGUGUAGACAUGUUAAUUAAGACCAGUUUCUCUUUUGAUGUGUAUAUACCAUACAAAUGUAACUUAACGCAGGCCACUGAUGAUGGCUCAGACAAUUGUUUAGUUUAAAAACACAGUGUACUUUGUUAUUAUCAAUAGAUAUGUUAUUUUAGGA